GCGGACCCUGGCAUUAAGGACUGAGUCCUGCUGCAGACAUGGCGCUGCUGGGCCGUGCGUUCUUUGCUGGGGUGUCCCGCCUCCCCUGCGAUCCGGGUCCUCAGAGGUUUUUCAGCUUUGGAACAAAAACACUGUAUCAAAGCAAAGAUGCUCCACAGUCUAAAUUCUUCCAGCCCCUUUUAAAGCCUAUGCUACCACCUAAUGCUUUUCAAGGAAAAGUGGCUUUCAUUACUGGAGGAGGGACUGGCCUUGGCAAGGCAAUGACAACUUUCUUGUCUACCCUGGGUGCCCAGUGUGUGAUAGCCAGCAGAAAUAUUGAUGUUUUGAAAGCUACUGCAGAAGAGAUUUCUUCUAAAACUGGAAAUAAGGUUCAUGCGAUUCGGUGUGAUGUUCGAGAUCCUGAUAUGGUACAUAACACAGUGCUGGAGCUGAUCAAAGUUGCAGGGCAUCCUGAUGUGGUGAUAAACAACGCGGCAGGGAACUUCAUUUGUCCCAGUGAGAGACUGACUCCCAAUGGCUGGAAGACCAUAACUGACAUAGUUCUCAAUGGCACAGCCUAUGUGACCCUAGAAAUUGGAAAGCAGCUAAUUAAAGCACAGAAAGGAGCUGCGUUUCUUGCUAUCACUACCGUGUAUGCUGAGAGUGGAUCAGGCUUUGUAAUGCCAAGUUCUUCAGCCAAAUCAGGCGUGGAAGCCAUGAAUAAGUCACUUGCAGCUGAAUGGGGUAGAUAUGGCAUGCGUUUCAACAUAAUUCAGCCAGGACCUAUCAAAACCAAAGGAGCCUUUAGCCGUUUGGACCCGACUGGAAGAUUUGAGAAGGAGAUGAUUGACAGAAUCCCCUGUGGUCGGCUGGGAACUAUGGAGGAACUUGCAAAUCUGGCCACUUUCCUUUGCAGUGAUUAUGCCUCUUGGAUUAAUGGAGCAGUCAUUAGAUUUGACGGUGGAGAGGAAGUAUUUCUGUCAGGUGAAUUCAACUCUCUAAAAAAGGUCACCAAGGAGGAGUGGGAUAUAAUCGAAGGGCUCAUCAGGAAGACAAAAGGCUCCUAAGAUGGCCACAACUUCAUCUGUGAAACACUAAAGUUAGGGACUAGAGUGCCACAAAUGGACUGUGGUCUUCCCCUCGUCUUGGGGGUUAAUAAAUUGUUUGCUUGAUGAUUUCUGUAGUUCUGAGGAUCAAACCCAGAGUGUCUGCUCUGCUCAUUUUCUAUCUCUGAGUUACACCUCAGCCCUAAAAAAUGGUCGAUGUUUGCCAUGUGCAAACAGUGUGCCAGGUCAGGGGUGGCCACUCUGUAUGAAGGGUAAAUUGGACAGGAUAUCUUUACUUUAAAACAUGUGAAAAACAAAAAGGGGCAAAGAUUUUUUUUUUCUAAAUUAUUCUUGUGUUGGCUCAGUAGAUAAAGGUGAAAGAUGCUUGUUGCUAAGCCAGUUGAACUGAGUUCAAUCUCAAGGCCCCACUCUGUAGGAUAGAACCAACUCUUCAAAGUGCCUGCUACACAUGCAUACCCCACCCCAGCACAUGUGUACGUGUGUAUGUGUGUGUGUUCACAUAAUGUACACACAACCUCGACCAUGUAUAUAAAUGGCUCGAUUGUUUCACACUCUCUCAUUGUUCUCCAUUAUACUCUUUCCUCUCCCAUGGAACCCUUUCUUUCUCCCUAUCAGUCUUCUUGUACUUUUAGGGUUGCUUCCAUUGGCUUGGGUGUGAGGUCUUUUCCUUCAGGAAGGGGGCUGAGGCCUAUGACGCCUUUCCCUCAGCAACCAUUCUCCACCUGUAGUGCCUCUGGUUGGGUGUGUUGAAAAAGCUUUGAUAGUACUGAAAUGUGUGUGGAAAGGUGGAGAAUGGAAACAGGAGUAGGCUUCUGUGACCUGGUGAAACAGAAGAAGCUUAGGAGUGGAGGUAACCUGUGAGGGACACAUCACACCGUGCCUAUGGCAUGGGGCCUAGAAAUGAGAGGCGCUAUGUUGAGUUCUCAGUAUAUUCUGUUUUCAUUUAGACUUGUGAAUUAUCUUCUUUGUAGCUCUGUAUUAAUUCAGCCUUAGUGUGUUAGGAGAUUGUAUAUUAUAGCAGAUGCUUUAUUGGAUACAGAAUAACUGAUAGUACUUGGCUCUUGAUACUAGAUAAUGGAAAUUUCAGAGUUCUAAAAUAAUUGUAUUGAAGACAUUGAGAUAAGUAUUACAUGGGAUUAAGAUGUUGGGAAAGGAGUAAUUUACAUUGCUUUCAAAGUUAACAAAUUUAGUAAUAUGAGAUAGCAGUCAAGGAUUUCUGUAAGUAGAGACUCAUGAAGGCUAUAAAAUAUUUUUGUAUCUUACUAAUAUAUAUUUUUUAUUUGGGCUAUAAUCUUGCACUUUUGAGAACCAAAUAAGAAAGCCACAGUUUUAAGCCUCCAGAAUUAGAAUUGAGCCUGUGCUUUUAGAAAGUCCAUUUGGCUUUCAGAGCAACCACUUACAGCAUGUUCACUACACUGACCGUCACCAUUGUCCUCUGUGCUAUAACAGGAAGCAGUUUUUAUUACCUCAUAAAUAGAUCUAUGCAAGAAUGUAGAGUUUCUGUUUGUUAUGUGUAAGACCUGUAUGGUAACUGUACAUUGACAGUUAAUUGUGUCAUAAAUGAUGUUUGUUGUACAGUAAACACAACCACAGUGUCAUCGUUUGGGUUUGGAACAAGGCCUUUGAGAAUCACUCUUGUCCACUGGACUGUUCUAAGAUGCUUUUCCCGCACAUCCUUAGUGCCAACAACUACCCCUCGUCUUUGCUUCCUUCCCCUCAUCCCCAUCUGCUGCUUUAAACUUGUCAAUACUUCUUCAACAUUAAAAACUUUUCGGCAGUUGUA
Molecule: messenger RNA, 2829 nt
Organism: Mus caroli (Ryukyu mouse)
Lineage: Eukaryota; Metazoa; Chordata; Mammalia; Rodentia; Muridae
Gene: Decr1
Product: 2,4-dienoyl-CoA reductase 1
Biological process (GO): fatty acid beta-oxidation
Cellular component (GO): mitochondrion
Molecular function (GO): 2,4-dienoyl-CoA reductase (NADPH) activity
Source: RefSeq, a predicted model, not a curated record